Tachysurus fulvidraco (yellow catfish) is the source of this 4033-nucleotide messenger RNA. Its product is annotated as alpha-2-macroglobulin-like protein 1. Bases 36 to 3404 code for a protein of 1122 amino acids. The record is from RefSeq and is a predicted model, not a curated record. Lineage: Eukaryota; Metazoa; Chordata; Actinopteri; Siluriformes; Bagridae. Gene Ontology annotation, molecular function: endopeptidase inhibitor activity. The transcript is spliced from 26 exons. Gene Ontology annotation, cellular component: extracellular region.
GGUUGUGUUAAUGCUGUGUUCAUCCUGUAGGUGUGAUGUUGACUGGUUCAGGCAGUUCUCCUAUAAUAUUUAAUAUGGUCACCAUCUUAUUUGAGGAUACAUCAUCAACAUUUAAGCCUGGAUUGGCAUAUACAGGACAGAUUAAAGUAAUCUGCCCAAAAUCCACACCUAUGAAAAGAAAAGUAGUGUAUCUGACCAUAACUGCUGGUAGUAACGUUUCAGUGAGGAAGCUGCUUACAAAUUACAAAGGCAUUGUAAAAUUUUCCUUCAACACUGAAGAAUGGGGUCUGGAGCAAGUCUCUCUUCAAGCAGAGUAUGAAAUGACCAACAGAUCAGUCGUGUAUACUGAAAAUCAGUUCACACCACAGUACCCGGCAGCCUACCUCUGGCUUCAGCCUUUCUACUCCAAGAGUCGGAGUUUUAUUAAAUUAGAGAGCUGCUUGACUCCUUUAAGCUGUGAUAGAAACAGUGUCAUCAAAGCUCAGUACAUGAUACACCACAGCACGCUCUUACCACGCCAGAAGACCAUAUCCUUCUUCUACAUGGUAAUGACUAAAGGGCAUUUGGUUCAGAAAGGACGUAUCUCAGAAGCCGUCAGACCCGGAACAGAGCACAGGGGCACCUUGGUGGUGUCUCUGCAGAACAUGAUAAAGCUGUCCCCUGUUGCUCAGGUGGUCCUGUACACAGUCCUUCCCAGUGGCGAGUCCGUGGCAGACAGCCAGAACUACCCCAUUCAGUUGUGUUUGGUGAACAAGGUGUCUCUAAAGUUUUCCCCUUCUACGGAGCUUCCUGGUGACCAGGCGUCACUGUUGCUGAAAGCUGCUCCAGGUUCCCUGUGUUCAGUAAAGGCAAUAGAUAAGAGUCUUCUGCUGCUGCAACCAGAGAAGGCGCUCAGCAUCCAAUCUGUGUUCAACUUGCUUCCUGUUCAAACGUUAUCAGGAUAUCCGUACAAGGUGUAUGAUGAGGAUUCCAGCCCAUGCUGGAGGAACCCACCCAUUGGGAUUAUCCCAUUUAUGGCACGAAAGCAGAAGAUCGGUUAUUUUCCAAACUCUGGAAAGGUCGAUGUGUACAACACCUUUAAAGAUGUUGGAGUUAAAAUCCUCACCAAUACAGACGUAAAGAAACCCUCCAAAUGUUUUCUGUAUAUGAAAGCUGAAGACGAUGAAGCACCAGACAUCUUCACCAAAGACACCGCUUCAGCUGACUCUAGUCCAAACCAACCGGUUGUUACGAUCCGCAAAUAUUUCCCAGAGACGUGGAUUUGGGAUCUCGUUCCAGUCAGUCAAUCUGGAGUGACAGCCAUUAAUAAAACAGUCCCAGACUCCAUCACUACAUGGCAGGCCGAUGCAUUUUGUACAUCACCUGUGGGGUUUGGAGUCGCCCCGAAAACUGAGCUUAUUGCCUUCCAGCCUUUCUUUGUGAGCCUCACCAUGCCCAGCUCUGUCAUCCGAGGAGAAGUGUUCACACUCAAAGCCACCGUCUUCAACUACCUCAAAAGCUGUAUGAUGGUGAAGGUGACUUUAGCCAGUUCGAAGCAGUUUCAAGCACAACGGUGUAAAAACUGCAGUUAUACAAAAUGUCUGUGUGCUGAUGAGAGCUGGACCUUCUCCUGGACCAUCACACCACUGGUUUUGGGUGAGAUAAGCUUCAAUGUGACAGCGGAGGCCGUGCAGUCGUCGACUCCGUGUGGGAAGAAUGCAGUUAUUGUCCCAGAGAAAGGACACAUCGAUACUAUCAUUAAAAAUCUGCUAGUGCUGGCUGAAGGAGUCAUACGGUAUAAAAGCUACAAUGAGCUUCUUUGCCCAUCAGACGAUGUUAUAGAGAAGACAGUCUCACUAACCCUGCCCGAGGUAUUCGUGGAAGGUUCGGAGAUAGCCUCGGUCUCUGUGAUCGGAGAUCUGAUGGGUCGAGCUCUACAGAACCUGGCGAGUCUCCUGGCGAUGCCGUACGGCUGUGGAGAGCAGAACAUGCUGCGCUUCGCCCCCAACAUCUUCAUCCUGCAGUACCUGGAGAGCACCAACCAACUCACUCCUGAGAUCCUGAGCACAGCUCAGACCUACCUCAUCAGCGGAUACCAGAGAGAGUUGACCUACAAACACAAUGAUGGAUCUUACAGCGCUUUCGGGAUGAGCGAUGCAUCAGGAAACACAUGGCUGACGGCGUUCGUGAUGAAGUCAUUCGGAAAUGCGAAGAGAUACAUCUUCAUAGAUCAGGUGUUUGUGGACCAGGCGAAGUCCUGGCUCGGUCAACGUCAGCAGGCUAACGGAUGCUUUGCCUCAGUGGGACAACUCUUCCAUCUGGACAUGAAGGGAGGAGUGAAUGAUGAGGUGACCCUCACAGCGUACAUCACAGCUGCGAUGCUGGAACUCAACUAUACCAUAUCAGAUCCUGUGGUGGACAACGGUCUUACCUGCCUGAGGAACGCAUACACUCAGGUGAACUCCACCUAUGCCAAGGCUCUCCUCUUCUACACCUUCACCCUGGCUGAAGAUGAGGAGAUGAGGAACACACUCAUCUCAGACCUGGAUGCAGUGGCCAUAGUCUCAGGUGGUGGACGUCACUGGAGCAGAGUGAGCGAUGGAUCGGUGACGGACUCUUUGGAAGUAGAGAUGACCUCGUAUGUGCUUCUGUCUCUGAUGUCUGGACACCAGCUCUAUGGGUAUGGUCUGAGUUACAGCAUCAGUAUCGUCCACUGGCUUUCUCAGCAGCAGAACUCCUUCGGAGGCUUCGCGUCUACACAGGACACUGUCGUGGCUCUUCAGGCUCUGGCUAAGUACAGCUACGCCACCUACAGUCCAGCAGGAUCUGUAAAUAUUACUAUAACCUCACCAUCAGGGCUGAUUAACACCUUCACCAUCAAUCAGAGUAACAGACUGCUGUAUCAGGAGAGUGAGCUGCAGGAGGUUCCUGGAGAUUACGACCUUAGAGCAGAAGGGAGCGGCUGUGUGUACGUGCAGUUCAAUUUGCGCUACAACAUCCCUCCUCCUCCCGGCGACUCGUCGUUCACCAUCUCGGCUUCAGCGAACGGAAACUGCAGGGUUCCGAUUCCAACUCUUGAAGUGACGAUUACUGUCAUGUAUAAUGGUAAUCGUUUGGAGACCAACAUGGUGGUCAUCGAGGUCAAGCCUCUUUCUGGCUUCAGUGCUGACGUGACGUCUGUGCAGCUCGUGAACGGCAAUUCGAAUUCAAAUGACGGAAUUGUGCAACAUGUGGAUCAACUUGAAGGAAGAGCGAUUAUCUACCUGAAUAAACUUACAGUCGGAGAGGAGAAGGUCUACACCUUGAACAUCAUACAGGACCUUUCAGUGCAGAACCUGAAACCAGCUGUUGUGAAGGUUUAUGACUACUACUACACCGUUGAGAGAGCUGCAACUGUGUACACGUCUCCAUGUCCAUUCCAGUGAGAGUCUGUACUGUACACCAUCUCAACCAAAGCCUAGAAUGAGAUUUUUUCCACUUUACUUAUUUUUAUGGGGCUUCCAGCUACCAAAAUAUCAAAACCUUUUAAUUUCAUAAAUGUUCAGUAAUUAAUUAACGGUGUGAUUUAUUUUCCCCUCUCCUCUUGGCAUUAUGCUCAACUUAAACUAAUAAUCAUGAUAUAUCUGUUAUGUCUCGCUAAUAAAGGUGCCUAAUAAAAUUUCUCUUCAAUAUAUUAUAUAUCAGUAAAAUAAUUGUGUUUUGAUUUAUUUGGAAGAGGAUAAAUUAUGAAUAAUAAUCAUUCAUAACAUGAUUUUAAAAUGAUUUAUUGGUUUUAACCGAUCAAACAGUAUACUGUGAAUUUAGCGAAUGUAAAUCCUUACAUUAGGUGUUUGAGUUGUUCCUGAGAGUUAUGAGUUUUUAACACCGAAGCACGUCUAAACACUAAGACUUGUGUAAUCUAUUUAGCUUCUCUGUAUUUGUUAUGGUCGAAUUUUAACUCCUUUCCUCUCGUUUAACUCUAUUUGAAAACUGCAAAAAAAAAAAAAAAAAAAAAAAAAAAAAAAAAAGGCAAAUAUAAUGAAAUAUUCUAAUAAAUUUUUCAAUAUGCACUGAU